Molecule: messenger RNA, 2384 nt
Organism: Morone saxatilis (striped sea-bass)
Lineage: Eukaryota; Metazoa; Chordata; Actinopteri; Moronidae
Gene: utp6
Product: UTP6 small subunit processome component
Exons: 19
Coding region: 168-1955 (595 amino acids)
Biological process (GO): maturation of SSU-rRNA from tricistronic rRNA transcript (SSU-rRNA, 5.8S rRNA, LSU-rRNA)
Cellular component (GO): Pwp2p-containing subcomplex of 90S preribosome; small-subunit processome
Molecular function (GO): snoRNA binding; protein binding
Source: RefSeq, a predicted model, not a curated record
AACCGGAAACUUGAUCGAAUCACAACUUCCACACAUGUGUGGAGGAGAAAACCAGCCCCAUCGCCUACAGUGUGGGUGCUAUAUACAUUUAAAGUGUACACUGAUAACUUUAAUAUCACCGUUUAAUAGUCAUAGUGACCUGAACCCGGAACGGCUGCGUCGACCAGAUGGCGGAGAUCGUUCAGCAGCGGAUUGAGGACAGAAUCCCGGAGCUUGAGCAGCUGGAGAGAGUGGGACUGUUCACCAAGAAAGAAGUCAAAUCCAUAAUCAAGAGAGCGACGGCUCUGGAAUACAAGCUCCACAGGUUGAUCGUGAACAAAGAGGACUUCAUUGCAUAUGUUCAGUAUGAAAUCAACAUUUUAGAGCUGAUCAAGAAGAGAAGAGCGCACAUACAUUACCAGUUCAAAAGAGAGGAGAUUGAGUACCCCAUCAUCCAUAGAAUAAACAGUGUCUUCAGAAGAGCAACAAACAAGUGGAAGGAUGAUGUGCAGCUGUGGCUCUCACAUGUGGCUUUUUGUAAGAAAUGGGCUACCAAAGGCCAGAUCAGCAAGGUGUUCUCAGCCAUGCUUGCUAUACACCCCGACAAGCCAGCCCUGUGGAUCAUGGCAGCCAAAAGUGAGCUGGAGGAUAGAAGUUCCUCUGAAAGUGCCAGACACUUAUUUCUGAGGGCGCUGCGCUUCCAUCCAAACAACAAGAAAGUCUACCAGGAGUACUUCCGUAUGGAGCUGCUGCACUGUGAGAAACUGAGAAAGCAGAAGAAAGAGCUGGAGAAAGCUGAGAUGGACCUGGGUGAAUAUGAGUUUUCUCCAGAAAUCCUGAGUGCUAAACUGGCUGAGGUUGUGUACAGAGAUGCUGCAGGGAAAAUCAAAGAAGCAGAGUUCGUCAUCUCACUUCUCAACAUAGCAGCUAUCUUCGACUUCACCGAAGAACUCCAGGACUUCAUCUUGCAAGACUUACAGGCUAACUACACAGAAGACAGCUUGACGUGGGAUUUCAUGGCUAAGAGGGAGCUGGAGGCUCCGGGGGCAGGGGAAGAGCUGCAGACAGCCAAAGGCCGGGCGUCGGAUAUCAACCGCAGAGAGGAGCGCUGCUGCCAGGUCUAUGAGGAGGGGGUCAAGAGCCUUAACACUGAGCCUAUGUGGACUUGCUAUGUGGCGUUCUGCUGGGAAAGGCUGAAGAGGAAGACCAACGUCCAAGAGCUGAAGGAAAAGAGACAGGAGAGGCUGCUGGGAGUGCUGCGGCGCGCCCACGACUCCUCGCUGCUGAAGGAGGAUUAUUACAAGAACUGGUUGCAGAUCCUGCUCUCAUCCGGAGAUGCUGAGGGCGCGGCCAGUGUUGCCAUGGCAGCCACGCAGCGCUACAGCCAAUCGGUGUCAGUGUGGAGCCUGAGUCUGCAGACAAUGAUGCAGCUGGGGAACGGAGACGUGGGCAAGCUAUUCCAGGACGCUCUCACACGCGUUAAUCCCAAGGAGAGUCUACCACUUUGGCAGCUGCAGGUCCAGUGGAGUGUGGCCAACCAGAGUCCUGAAGAGACAGAAGCAGUCUUCAAGAGAGGUCUGCUGUCUGCAGUAGCGGCUAUUGCCAUGGAGAUGAAAGGGAGCUACCUUGAUUGGUCGUACUCCACUGGAGGCUACAAGAAAGCUAGGAAGACCUUUACAAGCUUACAGGAAAACCGUCCCUUGUCCAAGGCCUUUUUCACCAGAAUGAUUCAGAUCGAGAAGGAACAAGAGACGCCAAAGAUGAACAGUCUGAGAGAGUACUACGAGCGGGCCCUGCAGGAGUUUGGCACCUCAGAUGACGAUCUGUGGCUGCAGUACAUCCAGGAGGAGCUGGGACCCCUUGGACAGCCAGAGAACUGUGGCAAGAUCCACUGGAGAGCCAUGAAGUUUCUGGAAGGGGAGAGUGUGGAUAGGUUCACCUCCAGAUAUACUCUACUUCAGACCGGGCACUUAUGAGUAGCCCUGAAGAGGUCCAAAGUAGCAUAGCUCAAGGCCUCUAAGUUCAGCCAAUGUUCAACAACUGUAGAAGUUUUAUCAACUAAGAGGCAGUACGUUUCAGAGUAGGGGUUCCUCUUGGUCCGGUUGAAAACUUUCAUUGCCUGAAACUGGAAAGCAAGUUUUUCUGUCCAUCAGGCAAAGGCCUGUUGAUUCUUCUUCAAAAGUCUCCAGCAGUGUUGAGGGGAAAUCUUUUUAGAUUUGCUUUAGGCAGUAAUAUUACAACUUGUACCUACUUUCCAUUUUCAUUUACAACAGUUUGUGCUGCAUUUGAUAUCAGACUGAAGUUGGAAAUAUGUAGUACUGUAAGGAUGUCCAGUUGAAUUGAAUUCCACAUUUAUUUGAUACAAACUUUGAUGCUGUUAUAUUAAAACAGUUAUUCAUUCUGGG